Molecule: messenger RNA, 1241 nt
Organism: Alternaria rosae
Lineage: Eukaryota; Fungi; Ascomycota; Dothideomycetes; Pleosporales; Pleosporaceae
Exons: 2
Coding region: 1-741 (246 amino acids)
Source: RefSeq, a predicted model, not a curated record
AUGCCCGUCAAGUCGCCCACUCCAUCUGAAAAUGGCGAUGUAUCCAUAGAUGUAGCGACAGGAAUCGUGUUGCAACAGCAAUAUACUCAAACGAUGAACGAUUCGAGAAUACAUUUCGAGACCAUGAUCAAGGCACGCAUCGCCGAACUCGAAAGCGCCAAAACCGAAGUCGCAAUGCGCAGAGCCAAUCUCCAGGAUUUUCAGACUCAAGUGAAUACCCUGAAAAGCUGUUUCGCCGCUCUGAAGCAGCAAAACUACGCACAGUAUCUCUACAUCGCGGAUACCAACAACACGGAUACAGCCAUGGAUCAUGAUGGACCCUUAGAACUCCCGCCACUCCCUCUCAGUCCGCUCUGCGACCCUCCCGAUUACAAAAAUAUACUAGCAGCCAAAGACGCCGGGACCAAAGAAGACACAGAUCAGCUACACCAGGGAGAGCGCGAUUACGACUGUGACUCUGAUGUCAGCAGCGACGAUUUUGAGUACGAAGAGCGGAGAAGAAAGAUCAUCGCAGAGCUUAUCGACCUCUAUAAGAAAGUGGGUAUCUCAUCCAGGGAGAUAGCGGCAUGCGAAGUACGAGAACAGGAAUGCGAGAAGAUAACCAAACUGCUUCGAAGACACAUCGGCCUGCUGGAGCAAGCGAUGAGAUUCCUCAAGCGGUUGGCGUUUGAUGUUGAGGAGGAUGAUCCUGUGGUUGAUGCGGCGAUAGAGGCAGCUAUGGGGGUACGUGUGUCUUUAUGAUUAUGAUCGUCGUGAGACGAAAAGAAGUGGUGAGGAUCGAAAGGAUCGAAAAGGAAAAGAGCACAAGGGGUUAGACCGUACUGUUGCUGUUGAUGCGCGUGUUUAAAGGAGGAAACGAAUGUCGGUUUUUACGGAGACGCUUGUGGAUGUUGAUUGCUUCUCAGCUAUACCACACUCUGGAGAUGAGAACUACAUUCUUUUUCACGCCAUCUUGAGACACGUUACGGUGUCUAUAUGCAUAGUUUGGUAUAGCUAGACUAAAGUCUAUGGGCAAUAAGCGUCUUGGUAUAAACGCUCUAGCGGAGACCACAAAGGGACUGAAACAGCGUUCAACGCAAGACUUGGGAAGAGCAGGCCACACCCACAAUUCAGAGGCCUGUAUACGCCCAGGGAAAUAUGGUUGAGGAGAGAUGGAUUUGAGAUCUGGGGAUUAUGGUGUUGCAUAGGGGAGCGAGGAUGCAGCAUUGUUUUCAACCAUGUACUUCAUGCAUCAUCAUCUC